CGACCCGCAGCGACAAGAAGGGAACUUAACGUCACCUUCAUAUCUGACUGUAUCUUCUGAGGAUACUUUGUUGCGAGGAACGGAUCCGAGAUUUCUUUCUAAUCCCUCUUCGGAAAUGAAGGACAUAUUCACCCCAGAUUGAAACUUUAUAACUUUUUCUUAUUGAUUUUUGAAAACAAUCAGUUAAGAGUUAAAACUGUUACAGUUUCUUUGCUUGCUUUUGCGACUAACAGCGCGAUUUUGACACUCAUACCAUGGCCGACAGCAAGCACCCGCAUGUUAUUUUCUGCAACGACUCUCCCAAGAGAGUUUUGGUGUCCGUCAUUAAGACCACCCCGAUCAAACCCAGGAAAGCGGAGGCCCUGACACCGACAAGCCCUGGUUUCAGCGACUUCAUGGUCUACCCGUGGAAAUGGGGUGAGAACGCCCACAACGUGACUCUGAGCCCGGGCUCAGUGAGCGGGGCUUCGUCCCCUACCGGGACUCAGACGGCCAGAGAAGCGGACACGGCUCCCUCACCUGACCAGAUCAAGGAUGGUAUCCGCAGAGGUCGUCCACGGGCUGACACUGUGCGGGAGCUGAUAAGCGAGGGGGAGACCUCAUCCAGCCGUAUCCGCUGUAACAUCUGCAACCGAGUGUUUCCCAGAGAGAAGUCUCUCCAGGCUCAUAAGAGGACACACACAGGAGAGAGGCCCUAUCUCUGCGACUACCCAAACUGCGGGAAGGCGUUUGUCCAGAGUGGCCAGCUGAAGACACACCAGCGGCUGCACACCGGGGAAAAACCCUUUGUCUGCUCAGAGAAAGGAUGUGGUAAUCGGUUUACCCAUGCCAACCGUCAUUGCCCCAAGCAUCCUUUCUCACGUCUGAAGAGGGAGGAACCAAAGGAGGGCCUGGGGAAGGCCCAGUCUGUGGAUAACAAGGCUGUGGCAGAGUGGCUGGCAAAGUAUUGGCGAACCCGCGAGCAGCGCGCCCCUACGACCACCAAGGCGAAGCCACAGGGCAAGGCAAGAGCGGAGGACCAGGAGCAGCAGGAUCCCAUGGAGUUUCUCCAGUCCGAUGAAGAAAACGGGGAAGAGGAAGAGACCGCAGAGGACGAAAAGGGUAGCCAGGGAGGAGCCGCCAAGCGCCGCCUCCAGGAGCAACGAGAGCGUCUCCACGGUGCUCUGGCGCUCAUUGAGCUGGCCAACAACCUGUCUGCCUGAACACCCACCCACUUCCUGAUCCUGGACUCCCAUUUCCUUCCCCUCGUAUCUCCAUACCCAAUCCGCCUUCCUGCAAUAUGUGCUGUAGCUAAACAUCGUUCAUAAACGCAGAUCAAAGACUAGUUUAGUUUGUUCUUUCAAGUUGUGAAACCAGACUUUGAGAAAGAGUUGGCCUGAGAUCAGUGUUAUGCACAGCAUCAUCUAAUCCCCCUCACAGCACCAGGAAGGCACAAGCUAAAGCACCUUAUUCAGCUUACAUUUUAUUCUUUUAGGCUGCUAUAAUUGUAGUUUUGACUAUAUGAAGAAUGUCUUUCUUUCUUCUGUCUUCUACCGGCAAAGAAAGAGUACUUGUUAUGUUUUUAAUUUGUUUUGUUUGCACUUUGAUGGUAACGAGUUUUUUUUAAAUAUAUUGUGAGUGUAAGAGAGUGUGUAUGACUGAUGUAUAUAUGGAUUAAGCUCAGAUGGACAGAACGAUACAGGGUGUGGUCAAAGAUAGGAAAUGUUAAGUUGCAUUCUGACUGUCAGAUGACCUCUCAUCAUGCUCCCACGUUUCAUCUCCAGCCUUGCAAGCACAAUUUCGCCACCUCUGAUGACAGUAGUGGUGGUAGAAAUGGACGGAGAAAGGUUCAGAUAAUUUUAGCCUCACCAGUAUAAGUCUCUCUUAAAAAAACAGUGGUGAGCAAAGGUGGACAAAGCGAGACCAAAAAGAAAAAGUCAGGGGAGCUAGAUCAGUCCUGACAUGUGACAUGGUAAUUCUUACAUGUGAAUGAGAGGUGAUCAUUGCAAGCCUAAUCCAGAGGUCUGGCCAGGCACAAGCUUUUACAAAAAUCCAAACUUUUACAGCCUUACCACGUCUUGGUAUUUACACAUAACUAUAUCCUGACAUUACCAGACAAGUGUGGGGAAAAAUCCACCCUGAGCCGACUACCUACUGUCUUCUGGGCUGAAUUGAUACUACAGUGGUUAAAGGUCCAGAUUACCUUUUAGGACACGCCAUAUUUCCAAUUUAACAGCAGUUUCCUCCUAGAUACAAAGAAUGUGUGUAAAAUCUGCACAGGCCAAAAGUUGUUUUCCAACCAGACGGGAGAUGUUUUACAAUGGAUGUCAGUCGCCUUUUAUAUUAAAACGUGACUGACCAGUUAUGAUACAGGCAUAGCAUCAUAGCAGCGUGUGGUGCAUCUAUGUCAUCUCAUUUCAAAGUUUAAAUUAUGAGAUAUUUAUUUCACAGUGUAUUUUUUUUUCCUGGCUAACAUUUUGUUCAUAUGUCUGAGAGCGUUAUAAUCAUUUGAUGCGUAAAGGGAAAUUCUGACUUCACCAAAUAUUUUCUAAGUUUACCACAUAAAUUUAGACAUCCCAUUGACUUUGAUGAAGCACUUACACCUACUAUUAAGUCUUGGAUUAAGCUUGCAAUGCACUGAAGAUUAGAUCUGUUGUAUGUGUCCAAGAAAAUGGCGCCUGGUUUUCAUAAACUGAUUUGUGUAGUGCUGGGUAUUUUCCUUUCGGUUCUUUUUUUUGUGUUUCUUUUUUUUUUUUUUAACGCAACACUACAUCCUUCAACACUGUAUGACGCCUCUCAUAACUGCCCUGCUUUUAGUUGUUUUGGAGAAAACUGCACCAGCAACCUGUCACUCUCUCACUCUAGCUGUGAUGUUUGAAUCUGUUCGAUUUACAAAUGACCCUUGCGGAGUUACGGUGAAACUGGAAGGCAAAUUGUUAAUUGUUGAUAAUCAAAACACCAAAUGAUUUAUUGUACCCAGUUAUAGUAUAUUUUGAAGCAUUUCUAACCCUUAGUCUAUUUUGUGGUUUGAGAAGAUUAUGGCAUUUAAUAUAUACACAUUGUGUUUGUUAGAAUAUUGAGUAUGCACAAUUUACGGAGAGCUUUUAAGUUGAAAUUUAGUUUCAGUUUUCCCCUUUGCUAACAUCCUCCAACAGUUUUCAUGUUUGUGACAUGUAUAGAGUGAUCCUGCUUGCUUAGUAGAUAUUUUAUUACACAUUUUAAAGGUAAGAUUUCUCUGACAAAACUGUCCACACUGUUAUAUCAUUUUUGGUCUUCAAUAAACAUUCACUGAACCUGA
Messenger RNA from Toxotes jaculatrix (banded archerfish), 3277 nucleotides. It is a transcript of the gene znf367, whose product is annotated as zinc finger protein 367. Gene Ontology annotation, cellular component: nucleus. Bases 255 to 1202 code for a protein of 315 amino acids. The transcript has 5 exons. Gene Ontology annotation, biological process: regulation of transcription by RNA polymerase II; central nervous system development. Gene Ontology annotation, molecular function: RNA polymerase II cis-regulatory region sequence-specific DNA binding; DNA-binding transcription factor activity, RNA polymerase II-specific. The record is from RefSeq and is a predicted model, not a curated record. Lineage: Eukaryota; Metazoa; Chordata; Actinopteri; Toxotidae.